AACAAGACCUGUGGGCCAAAUUUUUUCUUGUGGGCUCCGUUGCGCAAUGGCCCGCCACGACAUUUUCGAUGGAGAGCCAACUGUCAAACAGGGGGCGUCCAUUGCCAUGAUUGCCCGCGUUGGUUAUGGCUUCCUUCGACGCUUUUGAGCGUGGAUUUGCAAAAGCAAGCUUGGCUCAGGAUGGUGUUGGGGUGCCCUUUACGAAUUUGCUUCAGCUUUUGCCAAACAAGGAAUGGGUGCCAUUCGGCCACGAGGCUUUGUCGGUCGAGAGUGGUGCUUUUGGAACUCGAAAUCCGAACGUGCAGUUCUACUUGAAACCUUCGUUGAUGCCCAUUUGUGGGUCAGUGGACCUCAAGACUCAUGUCCUCUACCAAAAGGACUUGGCUUUUCUCAAGAAGGAUGGGCAACACGAAGUGAGGAUCAACAAAGAGAUCUCCAGCAUUUGGACUGCCAAAGAGCUGCUGAACUUCGCCCACGCGCGCUCGACCGAGUUCGACUUGGCCAACGUCGUCACCGUGCUGCACCGAAUCGCCAAGUCCGCCGACCGUUGGCAGAUGAAACGGGACGCAAGGCUUGGGAAGAUUGUGGCUCAAGCAGUGGAUGUGCUUGGAGAAGAUGGGCGGACAACACCUCGCGACAUAGCAAAGACUCAGUGGGCCAUAGGACGCUUGCACGUACAAGAUGCCCCAGUGCAAGAGAAACUCAACAGAGCGAUUGCUAGGCGAAUGAGUGAGUUCGAAGCACAAGGAUUGUCCAAUGUCAUUUGGGGCCUGGCCUUCGCGGAACAGGAUGCAGCGUGUGCAAUGCGCUUGGCUUUGCUGGAGUUCCACCAAAGAAUUGGUGAAUGCGACCCACAGGCUUUGAGCAAUGUUGCGUGGUCCAUUGCGAAGUCUUUGGCUGCGGGACAUGAGCCGUUGCUCCUGGCACUGUCCUCUGCGAGCAUCGCGCGCGUGAAGAAGUUUGAUCCGCAAGGGCUCGCGAAUCUCAGCUGGUCCUUCGCGACCCUGCAGCAGCACGAUCCUGUGCUUUUUGCUCGUGUCGGUGAAACCUUCCUCUCCAGCAGCUCCACUUGGGAGCCACAGCACAUCGCCAAUUUUCUUUGGUCGUGCGCGAGGUGCCAGGUGGAGUCACCACCUCUACUAGCUGGGCUUUGUGCAGCAUCCAGCUGCUCUUUGGACACCUGGACCUGUCAGGGCUUGGCCAACCUUGCCUGGAGUCUGGCCAAGCUGGAACGCGCAGAAAACAGCUUGUUGGAGAGGAUCAUUACGGUGUUAGCCCGCAAGAUUCGGCGUUGCUCGCCACAGAACACGGUGAACCUGGCCUGGUCCUUUGCCAAGCUUCUGGCCGCCACGUCAGCUGUUUUGGAGCUGCUUGCCAGCCAGACAACGAGGACCUUGGCGGAAUUCAGCCCGCAACAUUGCUCAAAUUUAAGUUGGGCCUUUGCCACUAUGAGCCACAUGCAAGAGCCCUUGAUGAUGAUGAUCAGCUUCCUGACGCAGGAUCUUCUCAGUUCUUUUGCAGUUGCAUCUUGUGUACAAGUGGCUCUUUUCCCGUUUCACUUAGGCCGGCACAUGCUGGAGUGCAAGGAGGAAUGCCACGCCCAAGAUAUUGCAAGCCUUCUUUGGUCAUGUGCCAAGCUUGCCUGGCAAGACCAGGCGCUCCUCAAGCAUUUGUGCGCUUCUUGCAUUGUGAAGGUUGAGAGCUUCAGUGCCCAGCAUAUGGCCAUGUGCACAUGGGCCCUGGGGUGCCUCACACUUCCCCAGCAGGAGCUGAUGCAUAGCUUUGCUCGCCAGCUGCCAAGGUCCCGGGGAGAGAUUGGGACGCAAGGAAUCUCCAACUUGGCGCAUGGCUUGGGGAAGCAGGCUUUGCGUGAUGAAGACUUCUUGGACUUCCUCUCUCAAGAGGCCAGUGGAUCUUUUGCUCUUUUCACGAACCAGGAGUUCGCGAUGACCCUUUGGGCGUUUGCCAAGUUGCACUUCCUGUCCCCUCCCCUGGUGGCCGGGGCGUGUCAAGAAUGUCUCGAGCGUCGGCCGCAUUUGCUUCCACAAGAUUUGGUGGUGCUGUCCUGGGCAUUUGCACGCUUGGAUGUUGGAUGGAUCUUGAGCGCUAUGUCGGCCGAAGUGCAGAAGUCCAUCCCAGAACUAGGCCCUCAAGACCUGGCGAACGUUUCAUGGGCCUUUGCCGCGGCUCAGGCUGGAGCUUGGAGUCUCUUGGAAUUCUUCUCGAUAAGUCUUUGUAACAGGGAGGGGCUCAAGGGCUUGUUCCCUUAUCUCUGCCAGUCGUGUCACCAGGUGGAAGAUGCGCCAAUGAUGAGCUCCAUCGCUCAGGAAGCACGUCGACAGAUCCUGGAACUGGAGGUGCAAGAUGUUUCGAACAUCUCCUGGGCCUUUGCGAAGUUUGGCCUCCGCGAUGCGCACUUCUUUGAGGUUUUGGCGGAGAGGGUGUCUGCUUUGGUGGGAUGCCUUUUGCCCCAGAACUUGUCGAUCCUAUGCUGGUCCUUCGCCAAGCUUGAGCUGCAAAAGCCCAAGCUCAUAACCUGCAUAAUGCAGGAAUGUUGGAAGCAUGUCGAUCAGUUUGAUAGCCAAGGUGUCUCAAACUUGAUUUGGUCUUUAGCAGUUUUGGCCUACGAUAGUCCCAGCCUAUGCCAGCGGCUCUCGCAGCGAGCGAUAUGCCUUGUGCAUGAGAUGACCGCGCAGGAGAUGGCGAACAUCGCAUGGGGACUCCAUGUUCUGCAGCAUGGCAACACGCUCCAGUGCUUCCUGCAACACUCUAUAGGCCCUUUCAGCCGAAUGGCCGUGCGGGAUGGAGCGGCCUGGGUGGAUUUCGUCAACGUUUGCCUGGAGGCACAGGAGGCCAGCGGAACUCAAUGGCCCCGACCUUGCUAUGUGCACCGUUCGUGCUGGACUCCUGACCCACUAGGAUAGAUAGAAGAAGAACAUGGCCGUCCAAUGCCGCUGCAAGUGUGGCGAUGGAGUGGCAUACACAAAACCAAGGGACACUUGCCAAUGGAGUGCCUAUGGGGCUGGAGGAAUUGGGUCUCAUUCAGUGGCACCGGUUUCAACCGCCUCGCAGUUCUGGGAGGACGGGAUGUGCAAGACGAGCGGCACGCAUUGCUCGGACCUCGAGCGUCCUGAGUUUUUGUGCAUUAAAGUGCGCUGGUGGGGCGGACUUCGAGUUCAUUGAACUUCUUCAAGGAGCACAUUUGGGCAUUGCUUUGAGGAGAGCCAUUGACAUAAGGUAAGAAUGUGAUGUGUACCUGACCUCCUGAUUUCUUUGGACGAAGCUGAAUGGCUACACAGUUUGGCCGCAGUGUUAAGCUUUAUGUUGACAACCUGAGCCCACCACAUGCCAAAUCUGGAUUCUUUCCGGUCAGAACAGUCGACGAUGAACAGCGUACUUGGAGCUGGCCAUGUAUUUGGCGUGGAAAGACUUCAAAUUCGACUCCUCCACACCCAUGCGAAGCAAAGGUAAGCUCAGGUUGAGCCUAAAGAAAAGGGGACGGUGUCGGUGAUGUUGCGGUUGAGCAUGUGGCAGCAGGUCAGCAAAACGUGUGGAGGUCACUUCAUCAGACGUGGGAGUGCAGAGAGAUGGAAGUAGAAGAAUUGAUUUUUUGGAGCUGGUGUACCGAAUCGGCGGAAGAAGGGCAGCGCGUGCAAAAAUUGGCUGAGAAGGUGCACGCCGCAGCUUUGCAAGGAUGAUUUGUGGAAUAAAGAGUGUUCAACUGGCGUGCUGAAGCCUUGAAACUGGAAAGUAUUUUUUCUCCGACUUUAUAUAGUCUUCCAAAGUGCAAGGCUAGACAAGACCUUGAGAGGGUUCUCUUCAGCCGAAACUUUGCCUUGC
This is a messenger RNA of Durusdinium trenchii, 3840 nucleotides long. NCBI's taxonomy places the organism in Eukaryota, Dinophyceae, Suessiales, Symbiodiniaceae. The record is from the annotation of a GenBank genome assembly.